AUGCAGAUAUCUGGCAUUUCGGAAGGUGUAGCGUAUUUACAUCGCAUGAACGUUGUUCACGGGGACUUGCGCGCUCUUAAUGUCUUGAUCGACGAUGAAGAACAACCAUGCUUAGCCGAUUUUGGACUUUCACGAAUGUUAAACGAGCUUGCGACACAGGCGCUAUCACGGCAUCACCAAGGCGGUCGAUGGACUGCUCCUGAGCUACUAGAUCCUGAGAGCAUGUGCUCAGGCCCUCCGAGCGAUUCAUCUUCUAAUCCGACCCCCAAAGGGGACGUCUUUGCAUUUGCCUGCGUAUGUUAUGAGAUAUAUACCGGGAAAGUGCCGUUCCACGAAAUGAGACGCGAGGCAUCAAUAAUCAAUGCCAUAGUGCAUGGCCGACGUCCUGUGCGGCCAGGACUGAGCGACUGUCAUUCGACAUGUCCCUCCGACAGCAUGUGGGGACUAAUUACCGAUUGCUGGAGGCAGAAGCCAGAGGAAAGACCUAGGAUGGCGGAAGUUUGCCACAGGCUUCACGACAUCAACGCAUAG
This is a messenger RNA of Punctularia strigosozonata HHB-11173 SS5, 531 nucleotides long. RefSeq names its product kinase-like protein. Lineage: Eukaryota; Fungi; Basidiomycota; Agaricomycetes; Corticiales; Punctulariaceae. The coding region runs from base 1 to 531 and encodes 176 amino acids. The transcript has 3 exons. Gene Ontology annotation, molecular function: ATP binding; protein kinase activity. The record is from RefSeq and is a predicted model, not a curated record. Gene Ontology annotation, biological process: signal transduction; protein phosphorylation. Gene Ontology annotation, cellular component: cytoplasm.